AUGUCCUCCUACAGACAGCUGUGCAGCUACCAGUACUCCACACCAUGCGAGGUGACCUGCCCACGGCCCAUCGCCAACGCCUGGAACGAGCCCUGUGUCACAUCAUGCGGUGACUCCAGGGCGGUGGUCUACCCACCCCCUGUUGUCAUCACUUUUCCUGGGCCAAUUCUCAACUCCUGCCCUCAGGAAAGUGUAGUGGGAUCCUCAGCACCAGCUGCCAUUGGGAGCUCACUUGGCUAUGGGGGAUCUUAUGGCUACAGAGGCUCUUUUGCUUAUGGGGGNCUGUAUGGCGAUGGGGGCUAUGGCUCCCUGGGCUACGGGGGUCUGUAUGGCUAUGGGAGCUCUCUUGGUUACAGGGGUCUGUACGGCUAUGGUAGACCCUAUGGCUCUGCCUAUUGCAACCCUUACUCCUACUGGCACAAUGGGUACAGCCUUGGCAGCUGUGGGCCCUGCUAA
Nipponia nippon (crested ibis) is the source of this 456-nucleotide messenger RNA. RefSeq names its product scale keratin. Gene Ontology annotation, molecular function: structural constituent of cytoskeleton. The record is from RefSeq and is a predicted model, not a curated record. Gene Ontology annotation, cellular component: intermediate filament. Lineage: Eukaryota; Metazoa; Chordata; Aves; Pelecaniformes; Threskiornithidae.